Molecule: messenger RNA, 2431 nt
Organism: Tarenaya hassleriana
Lineage: Eukaryota; Viridiplantae; Streptophyta; Magnoliopsida; Brassicales; Cleomaceae
Product: B3 domain-containing protein At5g18090-like
Exons: 4
Coding region: 218-1084 (288 amino acids)
Molecular function (GO): DNA binding
Source: RefSeq, a predicted model, not a curated record
UAAAUUGUAAAAAUAUAGGGAUUUACAAUCGAUUUAUUUGGUAAAACUGAUAAAAAAAAAAUUGAAAAAGAAAGAAAAGUGUGGUACUCUGUUUCUGUUUCUGCAUUAGUACCUCUGCAUCUGCAUUACAGACUGGUCAAAGACUUGCAGGGAAAAAAAAAGCACAGAGAGAGAGGGAGAGAGGGAGAGAGAGAGAGAGAAGAGAGAGAGGGUGGCAAUGAAGAGAGGGUCUGAGCGUAUGCUGGAAGAAGACUGGGAUGCGGCUAGCUUCUACAAGGUCAUUCAUGGAAGUGAGCUUUCUUCAGAAAAAAUGCGGAGGAUCCCGGAAGAGUUUCUGAGAAGUCUAUCGAACAAUGACUUUGCGUAUCGGGUGGUGCUGAAGGUGGCAUGGGGAAAUUCCUGGACCAUUCCACUCACAAAGAACAAAGGCAAUUUCUUCAUGAAGAAAUGUGGAUGGGAAGAGUUUCUUAGGGACAAUGGAAUGGGAAACGACGAAUUCGUCGUCUUCACUCACCAAGAAAGGAUGCAUCUGAACGUGAAGAUCUUCUCCAAAAAUGGGAUGAAGAUCCUCAAGCCUCAAGAGCCAGUGACCCCUAGUCAGAGCACACCGAGGGGUCCGAAGAGGAAACGUGUCUCGAAAGAUGUCAAAAAGGAGGAGCCCGAGUCUGAGAUCAGUGAUGUGAUCAAGCGACGUGGAGGAAGAAAACCCAAGCAAGCUGAAAUGCAGGAGAACAAGAUAAUGCAGAGGAGGCGCAUUGUUCGUAGGGCUACUGAAUCAUCACCUUCAAGUGAAUUUCCUCGGUUCACCAUCAAGAUCAAACCGACUUACCUCAACUUUCUGCUGGUUCCAAGCUGGUUUGCCAUGGAGCAUCUCCCGAGAAAGUCAACGAGGAUAGUGAUUCGUGACUCGACAGGGAAGACAUGGGAGAUGACAUGCCUUUACAGACAGGGACGGAUGACAUUGUCUGCAGGAUGGGUUGGCUUUGCGAGGGAGAUCGGGUUGAAGGAAGGAGAUUGGUGCACCCUUGAGCUCUUCAAUGACAACGAGAUGCAUAUCCAAGUCUCUAAGGGGAGGCCAACGUGAUGAAGUUGAUGACUUAAGGAUGUUUCUAUGACUCCGGAUACUUUUAUCAGACAGUCUUAAGAUGUUAUGAAGACUUUGUGUUUGGUGGAUGGUUUGGUUUUCUGAUGUUUUAAGACUUUGUAGUGUUUGACAGGUAGUUAGUUAUGUCUUGGACUGCUGAUCUGUUUUCUCUUUUACAUUCUCUGGCUUCAGUUCUGUUUCUAAGAACUAAACUUGGGGGACACAACAAAGAGUAGAUUACAGAAACAAUUGUUACAACUAUCAAUCUUCUGAAUUUGAUGCAGCCAAAACAGAGGGAUAGGCAGUGGUACAACUUGAAUGAGAUUAAAGAACACAAACUAGAAACAAAAUCCUGAAAUCAGAUUUGUCAUAAACAAUUAUCAAUCUUCUUCUCUAGGUAACUUGGUGAUUUUUGGAGAAGAAGGGCUUAACCCUCAUCAGAAGCCGACAAUUCCGAAGGUAGGAGAGGAUCAAGGCUUGCACAUGAACUGUGAUAGAUGAGAUAGGAUGAUGAACCUGCAAAUGUUCCUUACUCAGUUUCAGCCACCGAGACCUUCACUAGGUGACUAUCAGUUCCUUCGAUAUGACUCGAGGUACAAUCCCCUCAGCUGAAAGGGGCCAUUUUGAAGAAAACCCAAAACGUAUCAUAUGUAGAUUGGUGUUUAAUGACCAAAGUCAUGGCAGAACAAUGCCUCCAGGGCCAUAUUUUCUCUAUCCAGAAGUUCCAACAAGUUCAAGAAGUAGAUAAUCAAGCGUCAGCCUUUGCGGUGCCGAAAUGAGGUGGUACCUUUAGGAGAGAUGCCUUUACUGACCAUUUUUCUCGGAAGCUCCUCUGCAAGGUCUCCAUCCUGGUUUUUGAAACAAGCCUGUAUCAUUUUAUAGGUCAUAACUCAUAAGAGAAGGACUCAACCCAAUACUCGUAACAUCUCAUGGAACUCUGAAACCAUUCCUCCCUGACUGUGUUUCUUCACAAUAAGCAGUGUUAAGUAUCAUCAUGUGUAUAUGCUGAAUUCCAUAGGUCACCAUUUCAUCAUGCAAUGCAAAAGCUUUUCUAACAUUCCCACACCUGCAGUGUCCAUUUCAGUGUAUGGGAAUUGACAGAGUUCCCUUGUGUUACAUUCCAUUCAUCAUCAAGUCUGGCUUUUCCUUUCUUGUUCUAUGUUUCUUAAUCGAUUGAUCAAAACAUUACAAGUCCAAACACUUGAUUUAGUUGCCUCCUUUGCCAGCUCAACCCCAUUAGUAAUCUCCAUGAUCAAAUCCCCUUUGUUCAAAACCUGGAUUUUCCUGCUCUUUUCCCUGUGCUUUUGUUGUUUCUUGUUGGUUUUGUACAAAGAAUGGGGUCAAUGA